ACUACAACAAUGAAUACAAAUAAAAUACAAAAAUGUGUUGGAAAGGAUGGAUUUCAGAGAAUGAAUUAUCUUUACCAGAUUUGCAAUAUUAUGAUAGCUGAAAAUGAAGCACAGCAUUCUGCCGCAAAUUUUUAUUCAAAUCUUCUCAUUGGCGUAUCAAGGAAAACAGUACAAAGGAUGGAAAUAGAUAUGAAAAGAACAAUUUGCAAAUCUUGUAGGUGCCUAAUGAUUACAGGAAUUACCUGCAGAGUAAGAAUAAAAAAGAAAAAGUUGAUAUAUACUUGUUUGAAAUGCCAUACAAAUAAAGUGUUUCUGACAUUAAAAAAUGAUUAUCAAUGUUGGACUCAGACAAAUCAAAGUCUAACAAACAUUUUUGAUUAUUCCAUGGAAAAAAAUAGAGAAGUUGACAAUACAAAAAAUUAAUGAGAGGCAAAUAUACACAAAUUUAACACAGAAAACAGGACUGAUAUUUAAUAAUAAAAUAUGUAUGUGGAAACAUAAGACAACGCAAUUGUAGUUAUCAUUUAUUAAAUAAUGAGAAAAUUAUA
Messenger RNA from Diorhabda sublineata, 548 nucleotides. RefSeq names its product ribonuclease P protein subunit p21-like. The transcript is spliced from 3 exons. Lineage: Eukaryota; Metazoa; Arthropoda; Insecta; Coleoptera; Chrysomelidae. Gene Ontology annotation, biological process: tRNA processing. The annotation marks the transcript as partial. The record is from RefSeq and is a predicted model, not a curated record. Gene Ontology annotation, cellular component: nucleolar ribonuclease P complex.